Messenger RNA from Nothobranchius furzeri (turquoise killifish), 5341 nucleotides. It is a transcript of the gene cgnl1, whose product is annotated as cingulin-like 1. Gene Ontology annotation, biological process: protein localization to cell-cell junction. The record is from RefSeq and is a predicted model, not a curated record. Gene Ontology annotation, cellular component: myosin complex; bicellular tight junction. Lineage: Eukaryota; Metazoa; Chordata; Actinopteri; Cyprinodontiformes; Nothobranchiidae.
UGUUUCGGGAGGCGGGGCGGCCAGAAGGUCGGACGUCCUUCUGGAACUCGGCUCUCCCUCACACUCUGGAGGAGACCUCACCGGAGCAAAGAAGUUAGCAAAGUUCGUGGCGGAUAAAGUUAUCUCAUAAAACUAAACGAAAACAGCUUAAAUAGACUUAUUUAGACUACGUAGAAGAUAACAAAAGACACAAGACCUUGGUGUGCCACCUGAUCCAGGGAGAGGGAUUUAUUUUCCUUCCACAUUCCUGAUGGAAUCCUACAGAGUGACUGGCAUUCCCAACAGUGGAUCACAGCGGGUCUACUCUCAGUCAUCUCGAUCUUCCAGGCCCCAGAGUAAUGGAGCGGGUACAUAUGGUCUCAGCAUUCGAGUCCAGGGUAUAGAUGGUCACCCAUAUGUUGUUCUCAACAACCAGGACAGGGGUUCUAAGUCCUAUGCUGACCCUGACAGCAAUGGGUACACUGACACAGAUGGUUCUUUUAUUGAGAACUACCAAGAGUAUGAUUUCAGAGGAGACAAAGACGCUGGGUCCAACGACCCUUUUAUGGAGUAUCGGACACAGAAGAUGACGCAUUAUCCUGGUCCUCAGAAUGGCAUUUCCGAAUCACAAGGGAAGAAACCGUCCACGCUUUUGAACUUUCAGAAGCACCCCGAGAUCCUUAAGCCAUAUGAUCCAGAGAGUAAUGCCCUAAACCUAGAGAGUUUCCACAGUCUCCCUUCCAGACCUCAACCUCAGGCCGAGACUGGAAAUAAAUAUCAGAAUUCUUCCUCUAAGUCUGCUGUACAUGCCCCUGCCCGUGGCAGGUCAUCGAGUCUGGAUCGGAACAAAGUUCCUGGGCAGCAAGAGAGAAGGCAGCCUUCGCCUCUAAGCCGGAAGACUGCUGACACUGAGACGCCUAAACCCAAAUCACAGUCUCAGUUGUUGCCUCAGUCCCAGUUGGCCCAGCCUCAGGCUAAACCUCAAUCACAUCAGGCUCAGCCACAGUUUAAACCUUAUCUCACCAGUCUGAGUCCACAUCAGCCUAAACCGACCUCUAAAACUGAACCGGUGCCUGCAGUUCAGCCUCAAACUUCCACUAUGUCAAGUCUUUCAAAUGAGAAGAGCAAGACCCCCGCUUCAGUGAGCAGUACCAGCUCCAGCCUGGAGCGCAACCAUCGUGAUCCCGAUGUCCUUCCCAUCCGCCGAGCUGACUCUAGUGAACCAGUUCUUCAGUCUUCCUCCCGCUCCCGCCAUGCCUCUUUAUCUUCCUCAAACAAGACUUCAGCAGAUGAACAAAUGGAGGCUCUGUACGCGGACACCAUAAACCGACAUGAGAAUCGUCGCUACAUCCCCUUCCUCCCUGGUUCUGGCAGAGACAUCGACACAGGCUCCUGUCUCGGUGUCGAUGAGCUGAUUGAAAAGUUUGAUGGUAAAACUGUUAGUGGUCCACGAAGGGGCAGGGCUGGACGGAGAAACAGGAUUAAUCCGGAGGACCGGAUACGCUCACGCAGUGUGGAUAGUGCUCUUGGCUUGAGAAAUGGUGAAAGCUUCAUGGAUGAGUUUAGCUGCUUCAAAGGCACGUCAAUGGAGCACGUCAUACUGCCGUCACAGCUGCGUGCACAGAAAACAGCCAGUAGUCAGGACUCCUGGUCCACUGUUGUGGAUGGGGCUUCAUUUCGUGCCACCAGUGCACCAGGGUCCCCCCAGAACACCAUCUCUAAGGGUGUAGGCUCCAUACAGGGUUACAGAAAGUCUCAGUCACGUGCCUCAUCACUACCUUUUAGGAAUAAUGAAAGUCAUGAAAAUUCUUCCCCAGUUGGAAAGGUUACAGCAACACUACAGUCAACAUCACUGUCCAAGCCCUCUUCCACUGCAGACAAAAAGCCCAGCACAGAGGCAGACGUCCAGGUGACACCUGAUCUCCUGAGAGGUCAGCAGGAGCUUUCACAACAAACACACGAAGAGACGGCCAAACAAAUUCUCUUCAAUUACCUCAAAGAUGGAAGCCAUGACAAUGACGAAAUGACAAAGAGAAAGGUCAACUUGGUCUUUGAGAAGAUACAGACGCUGAAGUCUCGCGCCACAGCGAGUGCACAAGGCGAUACCAAAUCUUUGGACUUCGCAGCACAGACCAAAGCUCUACAGGAGCAAAAUGCUGAACUGGAAAAAGAGAUCGUCGACCUGAAGAGACAGCUGGAGGAACAAAUAAAGAAACAUCAGGCCGACAAAAGAACAGUAGCAGGACUCAAGGAGCUGCAGCAGGAGCUACAAAAGAGCCUGGAUGAGUGCAAACAUUUGAAGGAGAAGCUAGCAAAGACAGAGUCUGACCUCCAGACUUCAGUAGAGGAGCUUUUCCAGGUGAAGAUGGAGCGUGAGCAGUACCAGACAGAGAUCAGAGACCUGCAGGACCAGCUGUCAGAGAUGCAUGAUGAGCUGGACUCCGCUAAGAGAUCAGCUGCUGAUGAAGAGAAAGAUAUCAUAAUUACGGAGAUUAUGCAACUGAAGGUGGAGAUGCAGGAAGUCCUCCUGGCUAAGGAGGAACAAGAGGAUGUUCUGAGGAGGCGAGAGCGGGAGCUAGCAGCUCUGAAAGGAGCCUUGAAGGAGGAAGUAGCUGCUCAUGACCAGGAGGUGGACAAGAUGAAGGAGCAGUAUGAAAAGGAGAUUAGCAGGCUGCAGACAUCUUUGGAGGAUGCCAAACAGAGCAGCGCGGCGGUAUUCCAAGAAAAGGCUGAAGUGGAGGCAGCCAAGGGUGCAGCAGAGGGCCAGGCAGGGCGACUGACCCAAGAAAUCGAGCGACUUCGCUGGCGGUCGAACGAGCUGGAAAACGAGGUGACCAAACUCAACCGAAUCAUUGAUGAUGCCAAGCUACAGGAGAGCAGGCUGGCAGAUAAAGUGGCCAGGAUGGAGAGAGAGAAAAAGCAUCUGGAAGAAUCUUUAGCUGAGAUUAAGGAACAAGAAGAGGAGAUGUCACGUGCCAAUCGGGCAUUGACCCUCCGGCUUGAAGACGUGCAGAGGAACUUUGCUAAAGUGAGCAGUGAACACAAGGAGCUGGAGGAGAGAUUACAGGAAGAGAAAACCCAGAAGGAGCAGUUCAAAAACAUGAACAACAACAUCGAAGAUGAGAGGAGGCUGCUGGACCAAACAGUAGAAAAGCUUCAGAAGGAGAUGAAUGAUAUUGUGGAGGCGUCUCAGUCGUCCACCCGGGAGCUGCAGGAGCAGAUUGAUAUUUAUAAAGAAAAGAACCGACGGGAGCUGUCAGAGCUGCAAAGGCUCCUAAAGGAGCGAGGGCAGGAGCUGGAGGGGUGCAUGCUGACCACCAAAGCCCUGCAAGAAGAGUUGUCACUGCGGGAGGAGGGCCUGCAUCAGUGCGAGAGGGAGAGAGACGAAGCUGUCCUCAGGGAAAAGACGCUGGAGAAAAAAGUUCGUGAUCUGGAGAUGGAGGUUGAGAAAAACGAGCAGACUAAAGACAACAAACUUCGACAAAUCAAAUUAAUGGAGGAAAGGAUCGCUCAACUGGAGUUGGACCUCGAGGAGGAGCGUCACAGUGGAGACCAGCUGAUGGACAGGAUAGACCGAGAAAGAAGUCAGGUGGAGCAGAUGAGGAAUGAACUCCUACAGGAGAGGGGUAGCAGACAGGACCUGGAGUGUGACAAGAUGGCUCUGGAGAGACAGAAUAAAGACCUGAAGUCCAGAGUGACUCACCUGGAAGGUUCACACAAGUCAAAUCAGGAGGGCCUGGUGAGCCAGCUGGAGGCUCGGAUACAGGAGCUGGAGGAGAGACUGGAGGGGGAGGAAAGGGAGCGGGCUAACCUGCAGCUGGCAAACCGAAGGCUGGAGAGGAAAGUAAAAGAGGUGAUGAUGCAAAUUGAAGAGGAACAUCAUGGAAUGCAAGAUCAAAAGAACCAAUUGAAUCUUCGUCUGAAAGCCUUAAAGAGGCAGGUGGACGAGGCUGAAGAGGAGAUCGACCGACUGGAGCAUGGGAAGAAGAAGCUGCAGAGAGACCUGGAUGAACAGCAGGAGGCCAACGAGCAGCUCCAGAGUCAGCUCAAAGCUCUACGGACGGAGAUGAGGCGUAAGACUUCCUCUGCUCCAAUGCUCAACAGCCUGGAUGAUGAUGAUGACGACGACGAUGAAGACUUCAGCACAAACAGAGAGACGUACUUCAGCUCAUCCACAGGAUAUAAACGCUCCUCGAGUCAGGACAGCAUCCUGUCAAACUUAACUUUAUAAAGGCUGCAAGUGUCUACGUUGUCUGUCCUAGAUGUUACUGACUUAUCUGUGUAAAUAUUAAAAUACUUUGUUACUAAUUCCCUCCGUCAACAGCAGUCUCAUAUACCUGUAUUUUAUUUCUGGAUGCAGUCUCAAUGUCCAUAAACUCACUCAGUAUUACUUGAGCAGCUCUUUGAUGGAUGAACGUCUGUCCUGCAGAAAUGAAAUGUACAGUCUUUACCUCGUCCUUCUAUGUCUGCGUCCUACUUAUAUCAUCGUUACGUCUUUUCUAAACGGAGUUUUCUUUGUUACACAUUCUUAUUAAUAAACCUAGCAUUAGUGAAUGUAAAUCAUUAACUGCACUGUAAAACUGCACAACCAGUCCUGCCUUUGUGAAGAAAACUAAGUAUUUUUACUUUCCUUUUUAUGCUCACCAGAUAACCUAAAUCUCACAUCAAGCAUCUGAAUAUACUUUUUACACAGUCCAGUUACAUGAAGUAUAAGUUCCUUUUUCUAUUUUAUACUGAUUGAAAAUCUAAUAUCCAGAGCAAAUUUUUACCAAGAUGUUUUUUUUUUAUUUAUGAAGGUAAAUUUGCAACAUCUUGGGUUUAUUUGGAUUUUAGGGAAAGUAAAUGAGGGAUUUUUAUACUGUGUUUAUUAUAUAACAGCUUAUUUUUUAAUACAUUGACAUCAGUUAAACUAUUAAUAUUUUUUGUCUGAAUUCUCAGCUCACUUGCUACGUUAAAACCAUCGGUUAAAACACAGCCAUUAUGGUAAUUAAGAUGCAUUUAGUAAUCAAAAUAUAAAAAAAGGUAAGAAAAGUUUGAAUCGGAAUUUUUGUACCGGCGUUUUCAGACUGGAGACCUUUCAAUCUGUGGUUAAUCCUGUUUUCUGGUGGCAGGAUUAUUACACAACCUGUGUGAGACUGAGCUUUUUAACAUCAGGCUCAUUGAGUCUUAUGUUCACUGAAUGAGGGAAUGUAUUUGAGAUGAGUUGACAAUCAAAGUUUUUAUACACUGUGAUGACUUUUACUGUGUUUUAUGCUGAAAACUCUGUGGAGGAACGCAGAUUCCUGCUAAUACCUCUUUGUACACAAAUGUAUGUUCAUAAAUCCUGCUGAGACAAAUAAAAGUUGAUUUCUGUUUCCCCCCA